This is a messenger RNA of Eimeria acervulina, 2919 nucleotides long. RefSeq lists its product as hypothetical. The transcript has a single exon. The record is from RefSeq and is a predicted model, not a curated record. The coding region runs from base 1 to 2919 and encodes 972 amino acids. Lineage: Eukaryota; Apicomplexa; Conoidasida; Eucoccidiorida; Eimeriidae.
AUGUCGUCUUGGGUUUCUGCCUGUAAACGCCUUGCCAACGCUGUUAAAGAGGAAUGCCCCUCUCGAGAUCCAGCAGCAUCAGCAGCCUGUGGAGAAGUUCAACCUGCACCACCACCAACACUACGAGAGAUAGGGUCGAACUGCGCACGCAGGCACCCGUUUUCACAGCGUUCACGAGCAGAGGCAGUUCUGACCUCAUUAUCAGAACGGUUUUCGCCGACAGCGACAUGUGGAGCGGGAUCAGUUGCUGCUGCUAUAGCAGCAGCUGAAACAACGGGACCACAGGCGUCAACGAGUCACGGUGGCGCCAUUUCGUGGUCGCGGGUGCCUGGGUUUUGCGGAUCGUGUGGGUACCCCACUUCCCGUUGGUCGUCGCCUAAUGGUGAUCCGCCCUGGAUGCCACUAAGCCGUCAUUCCCGUGUCCACCUGAGGCUGCUAUGGGAUUUUUACGCUUCAUCUCUCCCUACGAGCUGCUCAUUGAUGCAGGAGGCCAUUAGGCUAGGCGAUCAUUCGGCCCUGAGGGCCGAGGCAGCCCUGUUGUCGCUUAUCUCAAGAGCUUUGGGCUUCACCAACCUCGCUGUAUCCGCCAGACGAGUGGCUGAAAUUUGUGACCUAAAAGAUGCAGGGGCGCCCAACCCGUCGUGGGGGCCCACCCAUCCUUUAGCUGCUGUAGAAUGGGUUGAUAUUUCUCGUCUUGACACGAGUGAAUCAAAAUGGGUUGUGCAGCAAGAGCAACAACAACGCAUUGCCUGCAACUGUAGCAGCCACUACAGCACCGAUGCAGGGUUCGGCAAUGGGCAGCUUGAGGCUUGCUUGUCUGAAUGCCGAAGACAUGUGAGCAUUGCUGGCCGUGCCUACAGCAACAAAGCCAUCGGAAGUUCAGCAACGAAGAAAGGAUUUGCUGAUCCAGGAGGGCAGCAUGCAGAGACGAUACAUGUAGCAGGACCCAGGAGCUUCUCUUUUUCAGGGGGAUGCAACGAACGGGUGCUUCCAAGCCCGAGUGCGCGGGCUUCGCGUCAUUACACUUGCCAGCAGCAUCACUGCUCUGCUCAGCGAAACAGAAACCAACACGAGCGCGAGCAGGACACGCUGUCGAAAGAGCAGCAACACGGGCCCUUCAUUUUAAAAGGGCCGGCGAACCGCCGCCAUUUACCACUUCAGCGUCUUCCCCUAGACAGUAUGCAGCAGGCUUCUCUUGGACACCAGAGGCAGGUGGCGAGAAGGAAACGAAAGUGUUGUGCUUCGGCCCGUUUUGAUGUUCUGCAUAAUUCAGUGGGGGCCUUCGGUGAAGCGGUUUCGGUUUGCUUUAUGGAUCUCCAUGCGGCGAAGGCUAAACUAGCCCCCCUGUUCCAGGAGGGCACACCUGCCGUCUCUGAGGCUGCCUCUGCUGCUGCUUUUAGAGACAAGGCAGCAACACAAAAGACGAAUUAUGAAGCUUCUCUAAGCAACUAUUUGGAAGCUCUACAACAUCCCAUGGGGGUUCUACCAGCGGUAACAGCAGCAGUAAGGCCAGGGGCAGUAGACAUAGCAAAAGACGCCAGUUUGGUAGGAGCGACGACAACGAGGAAAACAGCAACAACGAAAGCAUUAAUUGCAGUAGUAUCAGUAGUGGGAGCCGCAAAAGCGGCAAUCACAGCAGCAAGAGCAGCCUGGAGGCAUGCUGAAGUAUGGGGUUGCAUUGGUGUACAUGCCCUUGCUGGCUGCGCCUCUUCUGUUGCUCCUGAUGCAUUGGUGUGGUUUGCCCAUUCUCUCUCAAGUACCUGGAAGCGUGUUGGUGCGCCCCUCCAUCUAGUUUUUACAGCUAGUGAAAAAGCCGCUGUUACGGCUGCGGCAAGUUCAUCUGCUGCGGCAAGUUCAUCUGCAAUAAGUGCUACGAAGGCAGCUAUUGCAGCAGCUCAGGAGAGGUGUUUCACUCACCUGCAAAGGGCCGCUUUGCCGCUGGGGCAGUGGCCGAGGAAAACCUGGAUCUCAGGCGAAGUUUUCAGUGGGUCAGCCCUGCUACUGCAAUUGCUAAGGCAACUCUUCGUAGCAGUGGAGGUAGCAGCAAGUAGAAGAUGGGAUUAUUCUCGCUGCCUUGUGAAGCGGAUGUCGCAGCAUUUUGUUGCCACACUGCAACAGAUAAUGCGUCUGCUAACUUCAUGGGGGCACCCAGGGUUUGUAGAACAUGACACAUCUACAUCACCGAGCCUCUGGAGGGGCAACAGUUGCAGCACCAGUAGGAACUAUAGGAGCAGAGGAAAUAGCUGUAGACGGGUCAACAGGGGCCGGAGUGGCACCCCCUGGACAACCCGUAAAGGGUUAAGGCCGAGAUGCUCGAUGCCCGCCACCUGCUGGUCCCUCAUGGAGAACACCAUGGCUGUCAAGGCCACCGCAAAGCCAGCUGAAUCUCGUGUCUCGGACCUGUUGCUGCCAACGUCCCCGGAAGAGGCAAAACAGCAGGAGGACUUGGUCGAACAGCAACUGCUGCAGCACCAUAUACAGGUAGGGCCGCUGCGUCCCUCUUGUGAACUCGCUAGACCAUCAAGUCCCCGAGUUGCAUUCCGUGACCCCACUGCUUCGGCACAGUUCCUGAAUGGCCCUUCACCAGACAUGGGGUCCACAGGCUUAGAUAAGGGCUCUAAGCCAUGCGGGGGAGGUCUUUGGAGAGACGGCUCUUUUAGAAGAUUCGCCCAGGCGGGCGGAGCGACGCGAGCAGCUGCAGCAGGAGCAGCGGCUGCUGCUGCCACUGCUUCAUGGGGUGCCGGUGUUUCGCUGCCCAGGCAUAUUAGGAGCCAAGGACCUCAGCGGCAUAGCUCAUUUCAAACAGGCAGCGAAGAAGCGCGUUCAACACACGCGCCAUUGCAGACGGUCAUCUGGGGGCACCCGAAAGGAUCACUGUUCCCAGGACUCGCGCAGGAUAGCGACUCUCAAACGCCCUGA